UUGUCACCUCCUCAUUCCAGGGCGCCCUCCUCUGAGCUGUCUGCUCUGAUUGAGAAGCUGCAGAAGAAUGCUGACAAGGUGGAGAAGCUCAUCCUUGAGACGGAGCAGAACCUCAACAAGGAUGUGAGUAAGAUCAACGAGGGCAAGCAGCCUCUGUACCAGGACGACACCAACAAUUCCAGUCGCUGCACUAACGAGCUGUACUGGAUGGACCAGCAGGCAGGGGAGAGGAUUCAAUAUGACUGGAGCGAUACUAACCUGGACUACCCUGCACGUCACAGACAGUAUGAGAACUUCAUCAGUAAGUGUCUGGAGUCCAAGGGCACUGUUACCAAGCUGAAUGAUGAUGGAGAUAAACUCAUCGCUUCCAACCAUCCUGGCAAGAAUGUUAUUGAGGCUCAAAUGGAGGCUGUGCAUGCAGACUGGAAGGAGUACCUGAACCUGCUCAUCUGUGAGGAACACCUGAAACACAUGGACGAGUACCACAAGUUCCACAAAGAGGCCCGGGACACCCAGGACCUUCUGAAGAGAAUGGACAAAGAGGUGGACCAGAAGUACAAACCAGAGUAGGACAUGUACCAGAUGGAGAGCCUCAUCAGAGACCUGGACGACCAGGCGAAGGCCAUGGACCACUUUGAUGAGCGUGUGAAGGCUCUGGAGAAGCGCAGUCUACAGGUUCUCCCCCCUCAGUUCCGCAACACCCCUCAGAAGCUGCUCCCCGUCGAGGCGCUGUGUGAGUUCGACACUGACGAGGGUCAGAUCCUGCGUGGAGAGAGGUACACCCUCCUGAGUAACAAGGGCCCAAGUGGGAGUGAGGACGCGGCCGGGCGUAAACUGACGGCUCCAGGGCCUGCUUCAUGGUCCCCCCACAACCCAGAGUCUGUCGCCGUCUCCAACGGUCUGGCCAGCCAGCAGAAGGGUAUUAAGAUGAAGGUGUCUGGCAGUAAGACCACCCUGGUCAAACGCCUGGAGGAACUGAAGAAAGACGGCUCCGCUGGCUCUGACAAGGAGGAGCAGCAGUGUCGCCAGCUGAUGGCCGGUCUGGACAAGGUGACCAGUGAUCUGGACAAACAGGAGAAGGCCAUCUACUCUCGAGUACGCCCCCCGCUGGAGCAGACCAGGCCACUGCAGGACAGCGCUGACCGKCUGCAGGACGUCAAGGACAUUGCGGCCGUGGUUCGUAAGAUCGAGCCGGAGAAGUCGUCCAAGGUGAAGGAGGCUGAGAAGUUCCUGACCUCUAACCCUAAAUGUGCCAGCGCCCCUCAGCUGAACGGCAAGGUGAACGAGGCCAACAACAAAUACGACAAGAUCAACCUGCUGCUCAAGUGCUCAGAGGACAAGCUUCAGAAUUCCAACCGCCUGGAGAACUCCCUUCAAAACGGGAAAUCUUUAUUGUCCAGCUACGAGAACAAGCUGGUCAGGGAGGAAGUCGCCCCCGCAGACAUCUCGUCUCUGGAGAAGACGCAGCGUCAACUGGCUGAUAUUUCAUCAGAGCUGAAGACCAAGAGGUCCGCGGUGACGGAGGCGGAGGCUAACCUGCGUGCGGCCAAAGGCAGCUGUGACACCAUGGCAACCAAGGUGCAGGAGCACUGCCCCGACAUCGAGAGGCAGGAGGGCGAGGUCCGCAAACUGAACAAACGCUACGACAACCUCAACAGGCAGAUCGACGACACCAGAUCUCAGAGCCUGCAGAGGGCUAAGACGUCCUACAGCAACUACCACAGUGAUUACGACAACCAACAACUGGCUGUCCGCGUGCCAAACUAUGAGCCAACUGAGAAAGACAACCUCAGUCAGGUGGAACCAAGCUGGAACCAGAAGUCAAAGUCCUCUACCUCUAUUGAACUGCUCUCCGACAUUAAAAAGAAGGAGUCUGAGUUGAACAACGUAUCGAAAUGCUCAACUUUACAGCAAGCCGUCAAGGACUAUGAGAAUGAUACUGAGAAGUUCAAGUCUAUUCUGGACCUUGAAGACGGGCUGGUCCCUCAGACCUACAAGAGAAGCAGACUGGAGUCCCCUGCACUCAGGGUCAAGGAAGAGGAAUCUGCCAUUGAAGCUAAAUUCACCGAAGUGAAUGCAGUUAACAAGCAAAGGAUGGCGAAUCUGCAGUUUGCCCAAGGCCUUAUGAAUCAGCAAUCAGACGUGAUCGUCAGCAACAAUGUCCAGCAAGUCAAAUCUGCCGCUCCCGGAGAAGAAGCCUGGAGGAUCGAGAGUCAACUGAAAGACGAGAUCCAGAGGAGGGAGCAGCUGGAGAAGGAUCUAGAGAAAAUCCARACGGACAUCUACAUGUUGGAGGGUCAGAAGCCGGAGGACACCGUCGUCAAGAAGGAGAUCAUCAAGAAGGUUCCGGAUCCUACUCUGGUCGACGAGGUCCACAAUGUCCGUCAGAAACUGUCAGACGAAACCCGGGUCACCCGGGCCAUGGACAACGAGCUGGAGGCGUUGAGGCUGAAGCUGCGCGGCAUCGAAACAGAGAUCAAAGAAGGAGCACAGCAGUACACUGUGAAGGAGGUGCUGCGUAUCGAGAGGGACCGCGGCCAGGAGGAGGAGGUGAGGAGGCUCAGGGAGGAGCUGGAAGAGCUGAGGAGGAAGAAGACCAUCAAGGACAAUGAGGUGAUCCAGAUCACCAAGCAGGUGACGCUCCUGGCACAGCAGAAGUCCAAGGAGCAGGAGGUGAUCACAGAGGAGGAGGUGAUUAAAGUGCAGAAYGACCCACAACUGGAGAAYGAGUACCGCAUCCUCUUGGACAGGAAGCAGAAGGAGCAGGAGGCCAGGAAGCAACUGGAGGACGAGCUGCGCUUCCUCCAGGACAAGCUCCGCAGGCUGGAGAAGGAGAAGUCCAUGGCCGAGGAGAAGAUCUCCAUCAAGGAGGUGCUGAAGGUGGAGAAGGAUAUCGCCUUUGAGAGGGAGGUAGAGAAUCUCAGGAUGCAACACGAGGAUGAGAAGUCCAAGCACCGGUCUUCCCAAAGGGAGCGCGCCGACCUCCAGAGGAAGAUCUCCAGCCUAGAGGAGGAAAAGUCAAGGGUCAUAGUUCAGGAGAAGGUGAGGGAGAUCGUCAGGCCUGACCCCAAGGCUGAGGCUGAAGUGGCCAACCUACGCAUGGAACUGGUGGAGCACCAGAGGAGAUACAGAGAYGCCGACCAGCAGCUGAAGUCCCACCAGGACGAGCUGAAGAUGCUGAGAAACAGAGGUCCGCAGAUCGAGAUCAAGGAGAUCAUCAAGGAAGUCAUCAAGUACAAGACGGACCCGCAGACCGAGAGGGAGCUGGAGAAACUCCGYAACGAGAUUGUGGACAAGACGCACCAGACGGAGAAGUCAGAGAUGGAGAUCAGGCAGCUGAGGGACGAGAUUCAGCGGUGGAAGGACACCAAGCCCCAGGUGCAAAUUAAAGAGGUGGUUAACGAGGUGCUGGAGUACAAAGAAAACCCCAAGACCAAGGAGGAGAUUGAGAUCCUGAAGAGGAAGCUGGCGGACGAGCAGAAGAAACGCCUGGACCUGGAGAGGGAGCGAUCAGCUAAUGAGGAGAAGAUCCGGCUAAGRAAGAUCGACCURUCCCAGGUCAGGGAGAAGGUGGUCCAGCAGGAGGUGGUUAAGAUUGARGAGGACCCAUUACUGAGGUCAGAGUGCAGCACCUUCACACAGAACAUCAACAAUGAACAGAGGCAGAGGGAGACCCUGAAAGAGGAGCUCAUCCAACUUCAGAGGCAGAAGGCCAACCUGGACGCACAGCUGGAGGAGCUGGAGCGAGAACGCCGAGCUAGGCGCGAUGCAGAGCUGGAGAUCCAGAGGCUGAGGGUCAGGCUGAACGAGAUGGAGGUCAGGGACAAAGAGAACAGGGAGAGGGUCACAGUGAAACAGAUGGUGGUUCUCCAGCAGGAUCCCCAGCAAGAGAAAGAGCACUCCAUCCUCAAGCUGCAGGUGGAGGAGGAGAGACACAAGCGCACCYUGCUGGARAAGGAGCUGAAUGUCCUGCUCCAGCAGCAGGUCACCCUGGAGAGGACSGUGGUGAAGGAGAAGGUGGUGCGCACCGAGACCAUCCAGGUAGAGAAGGACCCGGAGGCUGAGCUGGAGAUCGAGAAGAUGACGAGGACGCUGGAACAGGAGAAGAGGAGGAGGCUGGAGCUGGACCAGGAGCUGGGCAGCCUCAAGUCCCGCCUGUCCGACAUGGAGUUCACCA
This is a messenger RNA of Salvelinus sp. IW2-2015, 4177 nucleotides long. Lineage: Eukaryota; Metazoa; Chordata; Actinopteri; Salmoniformes; Salmonidae. The record is from RefSeq and is a predicted model, not a curated record.